AUGGCCCCUCUCACAUCCAUUCGCACAAAUGAAGGGAAGCUAGAGAUCGUCAACCAACUGCUUUUGCCUCACACCACCGAGUUUCUUGAAAUCAAAACCAUCGAUGACGCCUUCGACGCGAUCAAGUCCAUGAAGAUCCGCGGCGCGCCCGCCAUCGCGUCGCUCGCCGCCCUUGCGGUCGCGGACCACCUCACCAAGGCCCUCGCCAGCGACCCCGCGCCAGAAUGGCUCGCCUCGGCGGACGCGCUCACGCAGCACAUGAACGCCGCGCUCGCGCGCCUGUACACCGCGCGCCUGACCGCGGUCAACCUCGGCGUCGCGACGCGCAGGCUCACCGCUGUGCUCACGACAUCCGCCGCCGCCGCGAGCGGGGACCCCCGCGCGCUUGCCGCGGCGCUCGUCGAGGAGGCGAAAGCUGUCGACGCGGAGGACGUGGGCCGGAACAAGGCGAUGAGCAAGUGGGGCGGGGAGUGGCUGGUUGAGCAGGUUCGCGCGAAGGGAGGGAGCGGGGACGCGCUCAACGUGAUGACCGUGUGCAACACCGGGUCGCUCGCCACUUCGGGCUAUGGAACCGCGUUAGGGUUAAUCACAUACUUGCACGAGACGGGCAAGCUGCAGCGGGCAUUCUACACGCAGUCGACGCCGUACCACCAGGGCUCGCGGCUGACCGCGUUUGAGCUCCUGUCUCUGAACAUUCCGGCGACGAUGCUGUGCGACAGCAUGGUGGGCUCGUUGUUUCAGCACCACGAUAUCCAUGGAAUCGCUGUCGGUGCGGACCGUGUGGCGCGAAACGGUGAUACGGCGAACAAGGUCGGGACGUACAACGCUGCAGUGCUGGCAGCGCGUCAUGGGAUCCCGUUCAUCGUCGUUGCGCCCGUGAGCACGAUCGAUUUGGAGGUGGCGGAUGGCAACGGGAUACCCAUUGAGCAGCGCCCUGCGCUCGAGGCGUGUCUCGUCCGGGGCGCGCUCUACCCCCCGCCGAGCACGCAAGGCACGAAGAUGCAGGCGACGGUCAUGGUCACACCCGAGGGCUUGGACGGGGUGUACAACCCCGCGUUCGACGUCACGCCCGCCAGCCUGAUCACGGCAAUAGUGACAGAAAAAGGCGUGGCGACUCGUGACGAGUCCGGCAGGUUUGAUCUCUCGCAGGUGGUAUGA
This is a messenger RNA of Epithele typhae, 1158 nucleotides long. Its product is annotated as eukaryotic translation initiation factor 2B. Lineage: Eukaryota; Fungi; Basidiomycota; Agaricomycetes; Polyporales; Epitheliaceae. Gene Ontology annotation, molecular function: S-methyl-5-thioribose-1-phosphate isomerase activity. The transcript has 7 exons. The record is from RefSeq and is a predicted model, not a curated record. The coding region runs from base 1 to 1158 and encodes 385 amino acids.